ACAGGCCAUAAGUCAGUUCAGUUACAUGUAAUAUUGUUUUGAUUUGUGUUUGCCAAUUUGCCACAUGAGAAGAGGAUAUUUUAAUUAAUACAGAAUUAUACAAAGAUGGCAUUUAGACCAUUAACAGAUGCUGAGUGUGGCCAAGCUAAUCCUUUGACAAGAUUAACUUCUCAUAUUACCCAUGAUCAUACAUUUUCCGAUAGUCAUGGGCAAGUUUUACAAAGCAGUUCGGACCAACUGGUUGAACAAUUUUUACAAGAAACCAGAGCUUUACCACAGACAUUUCGAAUGGAUGAUUUGAUGCGAGAAAUGCAUGAAAUCGAGUCACAAAGGUCAUCUCUACCUCCCGUACCAGCCUCUACUGUUAAAGACCAGCUUCACGAUAAUGCCUGGGCACAACAGUAUAUUGAGGAUGGCAAAACUUUUCAUGAAAAUGAUGAUAACGAAGCAGUUUGGACGGAAAUUAUAUCACAAGAACAAACUGAUCGCGACUUUCAAGCCCUUGCAGAUGUCUGGACAGCUGACAUGUUAAACUCGGAGCCAGGUCCUAGUAAUGUGCUUUUGAAUUCUGAAGAUGCAGGGGACCAAGUAACAAAAGAUACAAAGUUUGUAUAUUCUAAGUUUAUGAGGUUUAUGAAAAAUGAAGAGGAGGGUGACGUUUUUGAAGAGGGAAAAUUGACAGAACAAGAGGCAAAAGCUUGGACACACGAAUAUUUUAAUGCAAAGGCUAAAGAAAGUACAGAUGCCGUAGCAGAAAAGUGGACAAAGGAGCAUCUUCAGACAAAUGAGGAUGAGUUCAAUUCAACUUUCUGGAAUAAACUUCAAGAGGAAAUGAAAAAGGUGACGGAAUCCGAGAUAGAUCCUGCUCAUCCUUGGAUAGAUGAAUUUAAUAAUUAUUAUAAUGUUCCACAGAAGGAAUAUGAGUUCAGUGAAGAAAAUCCAAUGUUGGAUUUACCGAAACCCUUAGAAAGGGGUAAACAGUUACUAGAAGAAGGGGAUUUUCCAAGUGCAGUGUUGUGUUUUGAAGCCGCAGCAAAGCAAGAACCAGAAAAUAUAGAAGCGUGGCUUUUGCUUGGCACAACGCAGGCCGAAAAUGAACAGGACCCCAGUGCAAUACCAGCCUUGAACAGGUGUCUUCAGCUGGACCCGACUAAUUUGACAGCUUUGAUGGCUCUGGCUGUCAGUUACACGAACGAGAGCUACUACAACCAGGCGUGUCAGAUGUUACUGAACUGGUUGAGACAUAAUCCUAAGUACGGUGACGUUGUGCCGCCAAACUUGACACUAUCCGGGCAAGUUACAAGUUUGUUAUCUCCGGCGCAGCAUAAGUUGGUACAAGACCUAUUUAUCAAAGCCGCCCAACGACAGCCGAAGGACGUGGAUUAUGAAGUUCAGUGCGGUUUAGGUGUUUUGUUUAACUUGUCUGGGGAGUACGACAAAGCAGCGGAUUGUUUUACAGCAGCCCUUUCCGCUAAACCAGAGGACGCCAGAAUCUGGAAUCGAUUGGGGGCAACACUGGCAAACGGUUCAAGGCCGGAGGAAGCUGUCGAAGCUUACUACCAUGCUUUGAAUAUUGCUCCUGGAUUUAUCAGGGCCAGAUAUAAUGUAGGAAUUACCUGUAUAAAUUUGAACGCUUACAGAGAAGCGGCAGAGCAUUUUUUAACGGCCCUAAACCAGCAAGCCAGGGGGAAGGACGUAACAAACUCGGGUGCUAUGUCUCAGAUGUCGGACACUAUUUGGUCGACGUUGAGGAUGUGCAUAUCUCUGAUGAACAGAGGCGACCUGAAGCCUGCGGUAGACAACAAAGAUCUUCCACAAUUAAAUAAAGCCUUCGGUAUCGAUUAGUAACAUUUAUGGUGGAUCGGAUGGUUUCUACGCGGUCAGGUGUUUUAAAAUAAAUAAAGUUGUUAUUUUUUUACAGGUUGUAUUAAUAGCAAACUUAUUCAUUUUAAAUAUAUAUUAUUUGUUACUGUCAAUUUUAUUC
Messenger RNA from Anoplophora glabripennis (Asian longhorned beetle), 1984 nucleotides. RefSeq names its product peroxisomal targeting signal 1 receptor. The transcript has 10 exons. Lineage: Eukaryota; Metazoa; Arthropoda; Insecta; Coleoptera; Cerambycidae. Bases 106 to 1845 code for a protein of 579 amino acids. Gene Ontology annotation, molecular function: protein binding. Gene Ontology annotation, biological process: protein import into peroxisome matrix, docking. The record is from RefSeq and is a predicted model, not a curated record. Gene Ontology annotation, cellular component: cytosol; peroxisomal membrane.